Messenger RNA from Rhipicephalus microplus (southern cattle tick), 936 nucleotides. RefSeq names its product neprilysin-1. Gene Ontology annotation, molecular function: metalloendopeptidase activity. Lineage: Eukaryota; Metazoa; Arthropoda; Arachnida; Ixodida; Ixodidae. The record is from RefSeq and is a predicted model, not a curated record. Gene Ontology annotation, cellular component: plasma membrane. Gene Ontology annotation, biological process: protein processing.
AUGUCCCUGGGACUUCCGGAGAGCACCCUGCGUUACGACACACGCUAUGACACCGAGGUCCUGGAGAUCUAUGGCGACCUCAACCGACAACUGCAGAUGAUCGCCAGGCGCACCCCGUGGUACGACCCGAACUUGACGCCGAUCGCCGAGUACUACAACCUGAACGUGCCGGUGUUUCGCGGGACGCGGCUGCUCGAGGGCCUGUACAACAUGCUCAUCAACAGUCGCCGCACCUACUACAAGCCGCAGAGGCACUCCCGGGACUGGGACAACCGUUUCCAUGCGUCCAGCCUGGCACUCGGCUACGAGUAUGUGCACGGGCGCAACGCGCUCUUCUACCCGUACUCCAAUGUGGCCGCGCUCAACCUAACCUCCUCGGGCAAGUUGCGCGUGCUGGACAUUCCCAUGCUGGGCGCGAACAUGCUGCGUGGGCUGAUGGGUGCCAUCGACGAGCGCGGCUCACACAUCGACCACAAGGGACGUGUGCGAAGCUGGUGGAGCCACGAGACGGUGGCCAAGUACCACGUCAUCCGUGACUGCUUCUGGGUCCAGUAUAAGCAGGCACUGGAGGAAAUCCUUAGAGACGACGUGGACCUGAUCCGCACCAUAGAGGACGACAUCGCAGAUAAUGCUAUCGUCUAUCCACUUUUCAGGUACUACAUCCGGGAGGCCAAGCGCACGUUGGCCGUGGGCUCGGGGCUGAUGCUGCGCAGGCUGUUCUUUGUGCAGUUCGCGCGCGCCCACUGCUACCGCAGCAAUGACACGCGCUACGAGCGGCGCCUGGCGUUCUUCGGUGAAACGCCGCCGCGACUGCGCGUCAACCUGCCCCUGGCCAACUUCAAGCCCUUCACGGAGGCCUACGGCUGCCAGGAAGGGGACGCCAUGUUCCCACGCAAGGGGCGCUGUUCCCUCUGGUUCACCGAGGACGAGAGAUAA